AUGGAAUUGACCAAUGACGAGCUCCCUGCCAACGGCUUGGGGUCAAGACACGGUCUCGGAGGAUUUGGGGCAGUCUCCAGCUUGAUCGACGCUAUUGGGCAGCCCGGCAGGGAUAGUUUCAGCCGGGGCAACGGCAAGACAGGGGUAAACAGCGAUCAUGAUGUUGUUGACACUGGUUUCUGCUCCCUCCAGAGUAUGGGUGGUUCUGCAGAAACUAAGUGGUUUUCAGUUUUCCGUGGCUUCCCCGAUUGUCAGACUUCUAGUUCGAACUAUCUGUGCGCAAACAGAAUAUUGAAGUACGAUUACACGGCCGUUCUGCAAGAGCGCGUUGUGCAUUUCACCGUCGCGUACUUGAAGCUUGGUAUUCCGCCCUCCCAGCCCCGGCGAGCCGCGAUGGAGAGAGACGGUUUCGCGCGGAACCAUGAACCGAGCAGCAAAGCCAGUGAUGCGCUCAUGUCGCAUACACGAGAAACAGCAGCUAUGAAGAGGGAUCCUGGUGCGGCCGCCCACGAUACGGGCUGGUUCUCUCGACUCCAGCAGCGCUUCCCCAUACUCCAGAAGAAGCGAGGCAAAGCCCUGUUGAUAUUCAUCCUCUUACUUCCGCUGCUUGGUCUAUUGGGCCUACUGGCUCUACGAAACAGAGGAAGUGAAGUGUCCAACGGCGGUGAUGGAGACAGCGGAAGCACCGCAGGAGCUAUCGCCGACGAUACCUAUUUCUAUGGCCAGUCUGAGGCCGUAUAUCCUUCACCUACCAUGUCUGGCACCGGUACAUGGACCGAGUCUUACAACAAAGCCUCGGCGUUGGUGCAGAAUAUGACCAUCGAAGAAAAGGUCAGUCUGACCACUGGUGCGGGUGCCAACACUGGCUGUGCUGGCAACAUUCCCGCCGUACCACGGCUCAACUUCACGGGAAUGUGCCUUAUGGAUGCCGGGCAAGGCCUUCGCGCGACAGACUUUGUCAGUGGCUGGCCUAGUGGGAUCCAUGUAGGCGCAAGCUGGAACAAGAAUCUAACCCGGCAAAGAGGCAUCGGCAUGGGAGGUGAGUUCAGGACCAAGGGCGUCAACGUUGCGCUUGGCCCCGUAGUAGGGCCGGUGGGUAGGGUCGUGAGGGGCGGCAGGAACUGGGAGGGCUUCGCCGCCGACCCCUAUUUGACUGGGGCUUUGGCUUCUGAGACAAUACUGGGCAUCCAGUCCGUCGGAGUCAUCACGAGCACGAAGCAUUUUAUCGGCAACGAACAGGAGACCAACCGCGUGCCUGCCAAUGGCAUUGAGGCAGUUUCCAGCAAUAUCGACGACAAGACCAUGCACGAGGUGUACCUAUGGCCAUUCCAGGACGCUGUGAAAGCCGGCAGUGGCAACAUCAUGUGCAGCUAUAACCGUGUGAACAACUCUUAUGGCUGUGCCAACAGCAAAACUCAGAACGGUCUUCUGAAAACGGAACUUGGUUUCCAGGGGUUCGUCGUAUCUGACUGGGGCGCGCUUCACGCAGGUGUUGCUUCAGCCAAUGCAGGAAUGGACAUGGUGCAGCCCAACGCUGCAGAGUUAUGGGGCGAUAACCUGAUCACAGCUGUGAAGAAUGGUUCCGUCUCAGAGUCAAGGUUGGACGACAUGGUUACAAGAAUUGUAGCGACUUGGUAUCAGAUGGGACAAGACCGAGGCUUUCCCGAUCCUGGUGUAGGAAUGCCGCAGGAUCUUACGAAACCACACGCCAUCGUGGACGCCAGGAACGAGUCGUCCAAGCAGAUUCUCUUUGAUGGUGCUGUCGAAGGCCAUGUCCUCGUCAAAAAUAUCCGCUCGGCACUUCCGUUGCAGAAACCCAAGAUCAUGUCAUUGUUUGGCUAUUCCGCGAGGAACCCCGAUCAGUGGAACUACAAUGCCACUGGUGGAACAUCAGCCUGGAUGUUCGGUGGUGAAUCAGCGUUUCUCGGUCGCUAUAUCACCGGUGCCUUCGAUCUCGACUCAUUGGAAGACAUACCGCAGAUUGCCCCAGACGGCACGAUCAUCUGUGGUGGUGGUAGUGGUGCCGUGACGCCAGCUUUCAUCAGCUCGCCUUUCGAUGCCAUCUCUUCUCGGGCAUACGAAGAUUCGACAGCCUUGUUCUGGGAUUUCUUCAGUCCGGAGCCCUACGUCAAUGCAGCGUCCGAAGCCUGUAUAGUCCUGGUCAACGCGUUUGCGUCGGAAGGCUACGAUCGACCGGGCACCCACGAUGACUUUACAGACGGGCUUAUCAAGCAUGUUGCCGAUCGCUGCAAUAACACAAUCGUUGUCUUCCACAAUGCCGGUGUUCGCCUGGUCGAUCAGUUUGUUGAUCAUCCCAAUGUCACGGCCGUCAUCUUCGCUCAUCUUCCUGGGCAAGACUCUGGCCGAGCUCUGGCGGCACUUCUCUACGGAGACUCGAAUCCUUCUGGGAAGCUGCCUUACACAGUAGCUCAUAAUGAGUCUGACUAUGAAGCCCUCCUGAAGCCCUCGCCGGCAGAAGGGAUAUUCGUGAAGUUUCCACAGUCCAACUUCACAGAGGGCGCAUACAUUGACUACCGGCACUUCGACGCCAAGAAUAUUACGCCUCGGUACGAGUUCGGGUUUGGCUUGUCCUACACCACCUUCAACUACUCAAGCCUCGAGAUCACCAAACGGGAAGGGGCGGGCACGUCGAGCUACCCCGUCGGAGACAUUGUCGAGGGCGGCCAGUCUGACCUAUGGGAUGUGCUCGCCACCGUGACCGCGAGAGUCCAGAACGUCGGUGAAGUCGAUGGCGCAGAAGUUGCUCAACUAUACGUCGGUAUCCCGGGAGCGCCGGUCAGACAGCUCCGUGGCUUCGACAAGCCAUUCAUCAACGCCACGCAGUCGACCACGGUCACAUUUGACCUCAACAGACGUGAUCUGAGUGUCUGGGAUGUCGUUGCACAGAAAUGGCUCUUGCAGAACGGGACGUACGAUAUCAACGUCGGUGGAAGCAGCCGGAACCUGCCGUUGCAGGGCACCUUGACCUUUUAA
Neoarthrinium moseri is the source of this 2994-nucleotide messenger RNA. RefSeq lists its product as uncharacterized. Lineage: Eukaryota; Fungi; Ascomycota; Sordariomycetes; Amphisphaeriales; Apiosporaceae. The record is from RefSeq and is a predicted model, not a curated record. Gene Ontology annotation, biological process: glucan catabolic process. Gene Ontology annotation, molecular function: beta-glucosidase activity. The transcript has 3 exons. The coding region runs from base 1 to 2994 and encodes 997 amino acids.